Molecule: messenger RNA, 2095 nt
Organism: Anarrhichthys ocellatus (wolf-eel)
Lineage: Eukaryota; Metazoa; Chordata; Actinopteri; Perciformes; Anarhichadidae
Product: coatomer subunit zeta-1-like
Exons: 4
Coding region: 1-390 (129 amino acids)
Biological process (GO): retrograde vesicle-mediated transport, Golgi to endoplasmic reticulum; intra-Golgi vesicle-mediated transport; intracellular protein transport
Cellular component (GO): COPI vesicle coat
Source: RefSeq, a predicted model, not a curated record
AUGUCUUCGUCCUCCUCGGCGUCUUCAUCCUCCCGUAACCAUGGUAAUGCAAGCUGGGAAAAUUGUAUGGUGGAUGUUGUAUGUUCUCUCUGUUUAUUGUUGCAGGAACCCUCCCUCUACACAGUGAAAGCUGUUUUCAUUCUGGACAAUGAUGGCAACAGACUUCUGUCAAAGCACUACGACCCCGGGCUCUACCCCUCCAUGAAGGAACAGAAGAACUUUGAGAGGAACGUCUUUAAUAAGACACACAAAGCAGACAAUGAGAUAGCGUUCGUGGAGGGGAUGACCGUCGUCUAUAAGAGCAGUAUAGACCUCUUCUUCUAUGUGGUGGGCAGUGCUGAGGAGAACGAGGUAGGGGGCAUUACUUUAAAUCUGGAGGUAACCGUGUAGUUGUUGGGGACUAUAUUCUCAGCGGGUGAUUAAUACAGCCGGACGGUGUAUGUGGGACUGAGUCGCAAUAAAGUACAGUUUUUGGACAAUAAUACAAUAAUAGAGAAAAAAAGAUUAUCACCAGCCUUAUCCUUUAGUUUAUGAAUUUAAACAAUAUCAUUUUACAGAUUAAAACACUGCCCCCCCCCCCACACACACUUUAUGAACUACGGUAUCAAAUUGAGGCCACGUAUUUCGUCAUUUUGUAAUAUUAAGGUUUUUUAGUAGUAAAUAAAAAUGACAUCCAUAGUCCACGCAGAAGAAGAAUUAAAGCUUUUUUGGUUCCAUUUGUUGAAAUAGUCAUUACAUCCCGGCAGCAAUCAAAUCCUCUGUCAAAAAGCCUCAUGUGGCUGUCGCAGGACUGAUCAGCAUGACUGUGCUCCCUGCCUGUCUGCCUGCGCUGUCUUCCACAAGCUGCUAUGCAGCUGUGAGUACUAAACAUCUGUCCCUUCUCACCAGUCAUCUGGACAUGUCAUUGCAGGUAUAAACACAGGUGUGAUUAUUCACAUGCAUUAUGGCCCUUUUCCAUGUAGGUGGGCCAGCGCCCUGGUAUUGUGCAUGCUAUCUUACUGGAAUGGGAACAUAAUUCAUUUGAUCAAUUACAACUAGGUUGACAUGUCAAAAUGGCUGCUGUGAAUAGGGCCUAGAGCCUUGUUCGUUCCGGCCCAUUAUGAUCAUUUUGGGGAAGUGGUUUCGGAGGGGAGGCCUGAAAGGACAGGCUGCAGCGGAGCCAGAAGGGCAAUGUUCAACUAUUCUACCAGAGGCUUGAAAUGAUCGUACUCGUUCACAAGCACAACAACAAAUAGAGGUAUGACGUGUGGAAGGGGUUAUGUGUCCAUCAGUCUGACUAUUUUUGUAAUAGCCUACUAUUACAAAUUACAAUAACUAUCAUACAUCUCACAAUGCUGAAGGGCUUCUGACUUUGGAGCUCGGGCUGCUAGCUUCUUUCAUCAGAGAACAGUUGGCAACACUGGGCUGUGAUUUUUAAAAUGGAUGAUUUAUUUUUUUAAAUCUAGCUAGUGUUGCUAGUUUUCGCAAGAUUAGCUUUGAAUAUAUGAACAUAUUUAAAUUCAUUCAUUAUUUACCACAAAGGGUAAAGAGGAGUUAACCCAUUAAAUACCUAGAUACCGAGUAAGAAUCUGAAAAUAUUUCAGAUCCCGAUCGUAAACUACAGUCAAUUUCGAACCUUAAUAACACCGUAAACUGAUCAGUGGAACAUUUUAACAUUUUAAAUGAAUGUGUACAUGAUGGGAAAAGUCAAUGUACUUCACUGUUUUGACAAUUCAUUCAAUUGACAAUUCAUGGACAAAUGCCAUCUUUAUACUGUAUAUAACAAUAACCAUAAUAAUAUAACCGUAACAAAGUCCUUGAUUUAGAUACACUACCUGGAAAUUCUAAAGGCUGCUGUUUCCAGUGAAACAAGCUCUGAUGAACCCACCGUACAAUACCUGGCCAGCACCAAGCAGCAGACAGACACAGGUUCUGCCACUAGCUGGUGAACACAGUGGAGCAUUUAGCAGCUAAAGAGACGGAUAUAACCCUCAGUAGUUGUUGGAGACCAAAACGUAGCUAAAACCAGCGUACUGGCAUGUUACCCGGCAAAACCUAAAACAUGUCAGUGUGGCAUGGACAUAAAAAUACUCUAUAUCUAUCUAUCUCUAUAUCU